AUUUCCGAUUUCGACGGUGAGCCAUACCAACAAUUUGAUUCUAGGAGAAACAGCUCGGAUAGGUUAGGAUACGGUUUUCUUCUCUGCUUGAAUUGAUCGGCAAUCUUUGGUGACUGAAGUAAUGUCGACGGCGGCGCAGCAGGGAAGAGGUGCGGCGGUGAAGCCGGCAAUGCGUAAGCCUGUGUUUGUGAAGGUGGAUCAGUUGAAGCCGGGAACGAGCGGCCACACUCUCGUGGUGAAGGUAGUCAAUUCAAUCACGGUGUUGCAGAAGGGACGAGUAGCUUCGGCGCAAUCUCGGCAGACGAGAAUUUCCGAAUGCCUUGUGGGUGACGAGACGGGGGCAAUCAUAUUCACGGCUCGCAAUGAGCAGGUAGACAUCAUGAAACCUGGUGCCACUGUGAUCAUUCGCAAUGCUAAGAUUGAUAUGUUCAAGGGUUCAAUGCGUUUGGUCGUAGACAAGUGGGGACGUGUUGAGGUAGCUGAGCCAGCUAGCUUUGCAGUAAAGGAAGAGAACAACUUGUCACUUGUUGAGUAUGAGCUCGUCAAUGUUGCUGAAGAGUGACAGCAUCGUUCUUAUAAAUAAAUAUUUUGGACGGAGAAAGGUUAGUGAGCUCUUUCUUGCUUGUUUAGCCUUGCGUUCCUUGCCAUGAGGUUCUUACUUAAGAUGGCAGUAUGUGAGAAGCGGCACCACAUGCAAGUAUAAGCAGUAAUCAUGUAGCAGCUUGUGAUGCGUUUUGUUUCUUUUCUAACUUGUUUGUUGUGAUCUACAAGUGUUGGCAUUAGCACGUUUUAUGAGGGUGUAAAUCAACUAUGAAACACUGGUAUAAGGUAUAGUAAUUAUAUUUAACAUGCAUGUUUUGAGACUUUGAUUUCAA
This is a messenger RNA of Phalaenopsis equestris, 875 nucleotides long. RefSeq lists its product as uncharacterized. The record is from RefSeq and is a predicted model, not a curated record. The transcript is spliced from 2 exons. NCBI's taxonomy places the organism in Eukaryota, Viridiplantae, Streptophyta, Magnoliopsida, Asparagales, Orchidaceae. Bases 122 to 562 code for a protein of 146 amino acids.